UUAAAGCAUUCUGCUCAAGAUCCGAAGGUUGCGAGUUCGAGUCCAGUCCAGUACAAAAUAAUAGCAGAAAGUUUUCGGUUUGUAAAUUCAUCAUCACUCAACGAUAAAGAUAAGGAAGAAUACACUUGGAUGGCUAGGCUUGCAUCAAAGGAUAUUUCUCAACUACAACAACAUGACCAGAGAGAAAAGUAGGGGGCGUUCCUACACUACUAUACUAUACUAGUGAAGCUGAAGAGAUGUCUUCUCUCUGUGUGGCAGGAGAUGGUAGUCUGGCUGUAGCAGUAGCCAAUGGAGACAUAAAGGAGGUGGCAGCUUUGUUGGAGGGUGGGGUGGACCCUGAUCAACGCUCCUCUGAUGGAUUUGCUCCUCUCUGUAUUGCUGCCUUCUGGGGAUAUGCUGACAUGGUCAAGCUACUGCUAAACAAAGGAGCUAACAUCAACGUGAGCAAUAGUGGUACAGGUUGGACACCUUGUCAUUGUGCAGCAUUUCAAGGUCAUGGCAAAGUCAUGCUCCAUCUCUCCCAGGCCAAGCCAGACCUGAGCAUACAGGACACUGCCGGGAGGACAGCCAGCGAUUUUGGGUCUGCCCUAGAGAGUGUGUGGCCAUUCUUUGUUGCCAUGGGUUGCAGUCGGACUAGCAAGGCAGAGCUGGUCAGAUUAGACAUCAUCAAGAAGAGUGAACCAAGAGUGGAGAAGGGGGCGACUAACAGUGGUAGUGAUGGUCAGGUGAUGAGUAGGGUGUCCCAUCUCUCCAGGCCUGGAUCAUCUUAUGUGCUCAACACUCGACUAUUGCAACCCUCCAGGAGCACUCAGAUGUCCGCUGCUCUGGCAUUUGGUGAUGUCCUUCAAGAGGAGCCAUUCCAGCACUCGGCAGGAGGGGACAAGUCAGGAAUGAACUUAUGGCAGACAUGAACUAAUAUUCCGUGUCAUAAUUAUAUGUACCAGAUGGCAUGUAGAUUACUUUUAUAACCCAAUAUCAAACGAAUUAUAAUUAACAACACUUACUACAUAAUUAUACAAUUAUAAUAAAAUGA
Molecule: messenger RNA, 1033 nt
Organism: Halichondria panicea
Lineage: Eukaryota; Metazoa; Porifera; Demospongiae; Suberitida; Halichondriidae
Product: ankyrin repeat and SOCS box protein 3-like
Exons: 7
Coding region: 237-911 (224 amino acids)
Cellular component (GO): nucleus
Molecular function (GO): protein binding
Source: RefSeq, a predicted model, not a curated record